AUGACACUGCGUAUUCCUUUCCGAAAAAGUUCUGGAGUAGGGUUUGAAGAACAUGAUAUACGAUUACAUAGGACAUGGAACGUCGGCGAUGAUAAAUUAAUUAACUGGCGAUUAUUGGAUACACCGAAAGCUAUAGGUCAUCUACAAUGUCAAUCAAGUUCCUCUAAGCCACAAUGGUCGUCCAUUACCCCAGUUUCUAAAGAACGUAAAGCUCUGUCCGACCGUUGCUCGAUUACUACAACAACUACAGUCGAAUCAGCGGCUCAAGCUAAUAGAAAAAUUUCAUCAUCUUCACGCUGCUCAACAUCAAGAUGGCACUAUCUAAAUUCUGCAGUAAAGGUUCCAAAAUUGCCAGAGUCAAAACAGCAAUAUGCUAAUGCAGUAGGUGAAAAGAUGUCAAGUUCCUCUGGUGUCACUAGAAGUAAGAAACCGAGAGAAACCCGAUAUUAAACGUAGCCCAAUAAUAAACGCGCCAUUAUUCCUGCCAAAAAUGCGACAAGUGAUUCGAAUAAAGAGAUACUUUGCCGCCCGUACAUUCAUUCAAUAAGCUAUUCAGAAAACAAAUUUGGACCGAUUCUAUUCAGCGUACAAAAAGCCGAUUUUGCGAUAAUGAGGAACUGUCAGUUACUAUAUCCCUUGUGAAUAACUAAAACCUGUAUCUGCAGAUGAUCAUUUUGCACCAAGUUUUCUCCUACUGGCCACUCAAGUGAAAAUGUUAUUUUUGACCAUCUCCUACGCCUCUAUGUUCUGCGGUACACGUUAACUUGAGUAGUAAACGCUUCAGUCGAUCUGGCAAUGUCAGGGUCUUCGCUUGAUGUCCUGUCGAUUAGCAUAAGCUAAUAAUGUUCAGCUUUAUCAUAGUCUGUCAUUCUCCGCAACAAACAACUUAGACUGUUUAGUUCGGACUUCGUCUAGACUUCGUUUUGUAUUUGUCCUGUCAGGUUCCUAAGGUCUUGGCCUUCCUCUCCAUUCAGAAUGAGCUUCACAUUCCAAAUAUAACUUCACAUUUCACACUUGCAUUUCACUCAAUUUCACAUUGAGCAGAAUUAUGUGCUCAAGUCAUACAAUAGUCUCACCACCAAACAAACAAUAAAAUAAUUAUACACUCUGAUAUAUUGAGGUUACUUCUGCUAACUGCUGUUGACCGCUCAAGACAUGCGGAUGUGUGCUGGGUAAA
Didymodactylos carnosus is the source of this 1177-nucleotide messenger RNA. NCBI's taxonomy places the organism in Eukaryota, Metazoa, Rotifera, Eurotatoria, Philodinida, Philodinidae. The record is from the annotation of a GenBank genome assembly.